GUCAGUGCGCGAGUUGAUUCAACAUGCACAAGUCAGGAGCCCUGAAAAAAAAAGAAAGGUGAAAAAGAGAGGAAGAAGCCGAAAGCCUGAGGGGAUCUCUUUAUAAAUAAUAAUAAAUAUUUCAGAAAAGACUCAGGUGAUGCUGCAGCCGGUACCAGUAAAGGCAGCUGUGCAGCACAGCCAGGAUCAACAGCUGUCCACAUCGCCCCCUCCGCCCCCAGUGGGAGAUGCCAGACGUUCAAGGAAGAUCUGUUUCCCAUUAUUGAAAAAAAUGGACGCCCUUGGAACGCUAUUGACCAAUCAAUCAACAGAUCGUCCACUUCACACCAAAAAGGGGGGCUAAAACAACAAUGUUAAGCAUCUCAAGGCCAAGCGGGUGUAAAUGAAGAUAAAAAGCCAGGUUCCCAGGCCCCCACCCAAGGAUAUCUACCACUGCAUCCCCGUCUGGUCUCGCCAUACCUCCAACGACACUCGCCGCAUCGAUACCGCUGUGCCCAUCACACACUACACGUCCAAACUUCCAAAAAAAUGGCCCUCAGCUUUGUCGCCAUGACAGUCCUGCUGGGCUCUUCCAUGGUGGUGGCGCUCGUAAUUCAGACGCCGAAGGAGGACCUCCGAGGGGAUCCCGCCAUCGCUCCCCUCUCUGCACACCAAAGGUGCCAGAAGGCUGCUCUGCCAUCCAUCAGGAGGAACCUGCUCAAGGCCCUGAACCUGAGGGCGGAGCCCCAGCUGCCCAUUGGUCAGCUGGAGGCUAUCAGAGCGCAGUGGAAAAAUACCUUCAGCGCCAUUGGCCACAGCUCCAAGGGCACCACAGGUUCAGCUCCGUCUGACCACUUGCCUGCAGUGGCACCUGGAGUCGGCAACGGCACAGACCUCCAGUGUUGCCAGGUGGCAUCUCUAAUCUCCCUGGAAGAUCUGGCCUGGGACAACUGGGUGAUCUACCCUGAGAGCUUCACGGUGGUGCAGUGCACACCCUGCGACUCCAGCAACGUGCACUGCCCAGGCCGUCCGCCAGUAGCCGUUCACGACGUCCCCUCGCAGCUCCAGUGCUGCGAGCCAAUCUCCAAGGAGACGGUGCCCAUUGUGUACAUGGACGAGCUCAACUCCCUGGUGAUCUCUUCUGCGGUGCUGACCCGCCAGUGUGGCUGUGGGGCCGAAGUCCACAUAGUGCCAACUGAAGAGUAAACCCCCCAAACAAAUCUGCCAAAAAUGGGGGGCAGUUUUGUGAAAGCUGAUACUUUUCAACUGUGCUUUGGUUAUACAUUAUUUGGUUAUACAUUCAUGUUCUCGUAUCUCUGUUUUUUUUUUGUCCAUUUUGAUUAAAAAAUAUAAGAUCCCAUUUAAGAUAAUUAAAUGGGUUAAGCUUUCGUUUCAAUUGUUAGAUAACCUAUUGCAGGGCAACUAAUAGAGAACCUGCCUCAGUGGCCAAACAGAACAUACCUCCAGUAAUACAGAUUAGCCGAAACAUUAGCUUGUAAUGUUGGAUAAUUGUGAGGAAUAUGUUUGGUUUAACUAUUAAUACUGUGUGUACACAGAACUAUUAAAAGCCAAGUCUUAUUUCACAACACUAUCUGAUUAGUUGCCAGGGAAUAAACCCUGCAAACCCUCUGAGGUCUAAUGUUCCCUCCAAAAAUGUGAACACAGUGCAGCACGCCAAAGUCCAUAACCUUUCACAAAGAACAAGCUUUUUAAACGUAAUCAAAGUCAGCUUUGUAUAUGUUCAGCAAUAAUGCAUGAUGCACUGACCGUUAAACCAACAUAAUGCAAAGGCUGUACUUUAUAUAUUUUUUUUCUUCAUAAAUAAUACAGCUCUUCCAUGUUUCCUGCUCCCUUGUGCUUGAGUUAGCUUCAUAAAUGGACAAUGGAAUGUACAGAGCGAGAGUCUCUUAUUCGACAGAUCUCCAUCGUGGACACCACUCAGUGCCUGAUGGACUGCACUGUUCUGACCUUUGCCAAGAUCAUGGAACUGGGAGAUAAUAGGAGCAUACAUCAUCUGCGCUCUCAUUCCCAUGGCAAUGUUCCAGGGACGUGGUGCUCUGCAAAGGCAGAACACAAUAGCUAUUCAGCUGCAUAAAGCGUUGCCUUUUUUUUAAAUACAGAUAAUUAUAUAUCUGGGAUAGAUAAUGCAAUUUCUGAAAAUAAUUUAAUCGUGUUUUUGCUGUGUACACGUUCUUUUAGCAGAAAAUAUGGAACAUGCAAUUGUCAACAGCAAGUUAGAACACAUGAAGCUUAUGAAGCAACUCAUGGUGUCGUCUUCCAUUUAAACUAUUCACAAAGAUUUUUUUCUCUAGUCUUGGCUAUGGCACAGAAUUUAUUUUUGAUCAAGUGUUUGCUUGCCUGUUUUAGCUUAAUACCUUGCUACUUUUUAGUUUUAAACCACUAAAUUGAUUCUAUUAAUCCCUUCACAGUAUAUUUAUAGAUAUAUAACAUAAGCAUAUAUCUCUCACAAAACCAUUAAUAUCUUAAGUAUGUUAUGCAAUGUUUGAAAAGGACCUUCCUUUGUUAGCUGGUCCGUUAUAACCUCUGAUAAUUGUGCACUCAUCACUUAAAUAAACAUGACUUUCCUUUGAA
Messenger RNA from Gadus chalcogrammus (walleye pollock), 2571 nucleotides. RefSeq lists its product as uncharacterized. Gene Ontology annotation, molecular function: growth factor activity. NCBI's taxonomy places the organism in Eukaryota, Metazoa, Chordata, Actinopteri, Gadiformes, Gadidae. The record is from RefSeq and is a predicted model, not a curated record. The transcript is spliced from 8 exons. The coding region runs from base 529 to 1185 and encodes 218 amino acids.